Molecule: messenger RNA, 1734 nt
Organism: Symbiodinium sp. CCMP2592
Lineage: Eukaryota; Dinophyceae; Suessiales; Symbiodiniaceae
Source: the annotation of a GenBank genome assembly
AUGCCGGGAUCCUUGCAGAAGCUUGCACAUGCACAGGUUGCACAACCUUAUGCGAGCCUUGUUCCUGCCCGCACGCGGCCCAUGCCUGGUAGUUUGCUGAGCAAGCUCUUGCCCGUGGCGACAAGCUUGGAGGAGCUGACGCCACCAAGGCCGCCAACCAAGGUGCGUGUGAUUUCGCCUGAGCUCCGGGAUGAACUCCAGGCGAGAGCUUUGGCGAUGGAGCUCGCGAAAAAGUCGGGCAAAUCCCUCGACGAGGCGAUGCAGGAAGACGUUGACACGCUCGGCAAUGCGAUGAAUGCACUGGCAGGGCAAGGGAAGGGUGUCCGUCGGAGGCCCUUCGGGCCACCUGGCCUGGCAGGACCUGCAGGCAGAAGCUAUGGUGGCUAUGGCGGCAGGGGUCGUGGCAGUGGCUAUGACCGCUAUGACCGCUACGGUGGUGGAGGCUACGGGCCUGAUGGCGCCUACGGCUCUCCCAACGGUCGACGUCGGCGCCGGCCACGGGGCUUCCCAUACCAGGGAGACCAAGACGGAUUGGGAAGCCCAGGCCGGAGACUUGUGAACUCAGGCAAUGGCCCACGAAUGGGUGGCGGCGUCAACGGGCAGUAUGGAGGGCUUUCACUUCCCGAGGGCAAGGUGAAAGACUUCAAGCUCGCGCCGCCCGACGUGGUUCCAUGGGAUGGAGAAAUCGAGCAUGGACCUUGCGACCCCGAUGACGUCUUCAGCGUGAGGGAUCCGUUGCGGAAGAUUGCCCCACUCUUGAUCGGAUCCGGAUGCGAGAAGUAUGUCAUGGAUGCAGACAAGAUGCUAAACGACCUGCCGACCGAUCGCGACCUUAGCAGAAUGCCAGCAUGCAAGAACAACUUCCUCGUCAAGAAGACGGCGAAAACUGUCUACAAAGUUGAGAAAUGCGCGGAGAAGGCCGUGAUGCGAGCGGAGCACGUGAACCUUACGCAGGAGGAGCAGAUCAAGGAGAGCAUUGGAUGCUGGUUGCAGAGUUGUGCCUUCUUCUGCAAGCCAGAGAGUGCAACUGCACGGUUUCCGUCUGAGGCAGUGUCUUCAGGGUACCGGGUGUCUGACCAGCAAGCCUGGCAAAAUCGCCGGAAGCGCGUUCUGAUACCGCGCAGCAGUUUUUCGAUGCCCUCGAAGUUCGCCGGCCAUGCGAAGAUGACGAAAAAAGAUUGGCAAGACUUCGAUAACAGCGACGCUGCUGGGGCCAUCUCCCAGAAUUGGGGCGGCGGCCCUGGCUCCAAAGGCAGCACAGAGACGUGGCUGGGACGGAACGGCCGCUUCGGGCAUGGCCCCUAUGGCCACUAUGGCCCACACUGGCAUAACGGCCGAUACAUGCAUGGGUUUCCCGGCCCAGGCGGCUACGGUCCCGGCGGAUUCGGACACGGGGAUAAGUACGGCGCACGGCCACAUCCCAAGCGACCCUUGCAGCCAGGCAUGGCGCAGGGCGGCAUGAAUGGUGCCGCUGGCGGCAGUGGAAUGGGCUCUGAGGGCGAUCUGACGCCCAAGCAACAGCACGAACAGGCUGUGAUGGAUCGUGCAAAAGAGCUGGCCAAGGCCAAUGUGGACGUCCCAGGUCCUUUCAGGACGGGGAAGCACCUGGAGGAGCUGCAGAGCGGAGCUUCCGCCACCAGCGCGGCCCCUGAAGCUUCUCGGCUGAGGCCUAUCUACCCCUAUCCGCAGCCUCCCAUCCUGGAGAGUGAGACCGCGUCCGUCACCACGCCCUGA